Molecule: messenger RNA, 432 nt
Organism: Fibroporia radiculosa
Lineage: Eukaryota; Fungi; Basidiomycota; Agaricomycetes; Polyporales; Fibroporiaceae
Exons: 2
Coding region: 1-432 (143 amino acids)
Source: RefSeq, a predicted model, not a curated record
AUGUCCUCCCUACUCAAUUCUGAGGCAUUGCACGGCACACAGAUGAUGAGCUUGAACUUUGCGACUAGCCUCGUUGAAGACUUGGGCAGAUCCCUUGAUGAUGGUUUACAUCUGCCCACAGAUGAUGAGUCAUUAGUCGAUGAGGACGACGAGUCUGAGUCAACCCGCCGCGUUGCAAUGGCCAACGAGGACGUCGAGCUGGCAGAUCUUAGCGGGGGAAGACAGAUAGAUAGAAUGGCACUUACAUCGACGAUGCGUCAACGUCAACUUUUGAAACUGUUGAAUGCAGGCGGUCGGGGUGAGGGGCAGUACAUUGUCAAGCGCGCAGGACGGAGAUUGGGCCAAUCUGCGACGCUAUAUGCUGACGUCUAUUUAUGGGGACCCGCUCUGUCGAGACUAGAAGUGGUAGACGACAAGCAAUCGGACCGGUAA